UUCUUGCGGAAACUGACUAAUGAACAUCGGGAGGAGGGGUAAUUGGAGAGUUUAUUAACAGCACAUUUCCCAUCUCAAGCGUCCACAACGCCUGGUGACACGUUUAUUUGUUCCAGUUCAGGUAUCUACCAUGAAGUGUCUGCCGCUUGUGUUCUUGGUGCUGUGUGGCAUCUCCUCUGUGACACCUUUUUGUCUUUACAAAUUCAAUGAACUUCGAAGUUCCAUCGAAAGCAUGAGGAGCAGUGUCUGGGGGAGUCAGAGAACGCUGGAGAACUACAUGGCCAGAGAGAAUGUACUGGGCAAUGAUCUGAAGUCGUCUAUUUCCAGACUGAACUACCGUCUAAGUGGGCUAGAGAGUAGAAUGGAUAUCACAAAUAAUAAUUUAAAUGCGCUAAACAAUCGCCUCGGGAACCUACAGAACCAAGUUAAUCAGCAGAACACAAAAAUCGAUAAAACCGCUCAGGCAUUAGAAGAGAUUUCGACCAUCUACAAAAACAAUUUCAAUCUGGACAACGCAGAUAUCAGGAUGUUUAAUUCAAAAGAGUGACGUAUAUGACCAAGUGUAGUAGUAAUAUUGUAGAUGGCAGUGAACUGGAAGGACUAUUUUAUUAAUUACUCAAUGUAUUAAUUUUUUUGUUAAUAAAACAUAAUACUUUAAAUAUUAAAAUGCACAAUCCAGACAUUUUCAUUUGCCCUAGUCGGUUAACCAAUUUUCGUAAGGAAACAUGAAGCAUAUAUCUGAAUGUGGUGAUGAGUUUAACUUGGUUUUUAGUUUUAUAAUUCUGUAAAUUUUAAUAUAACCGUUUUAUUAUACCUAGAAAUGUUAAUCGCUAAAUUAUUGUGUAAUAAGUUACAUAGGUUGAAGUUAUAAAAAAUAUAAUUUUGAAAUUUAAUAGUU
This is a messenger RNA of Homalodisca vitripennis (glassy-winged sharpshooter), 898 nucleotides long. RefSeq lists its product as uncharacterized. The record is from RefSeq and is a predicted model, not a curated record. The coding region runs from base 131 to 547 and encodes 138 amino acids. The transcript is spliced from 4 exons. NCBI's taxonomy places the organism in Eukaryota, Metazoa, Arthropoda, Insecta, Hemiptera, Cicadellidae.